CUGGACACCACAGAUGUAGCCGAGCCGCUGGAGCUCUGUUUUGGUUUUUUGGCGUUCAGCGUUCAGUGUGUUUGUUCGUUCGCCAGCGUUAUUUUGAAAUAGAAUACGACGGAGCGAUAGCGUUCAAUAAACAUACCGCUGGUAGAUAAGGUGAAUGUUGAGCCUCCAGACGCGAUGGUGUGUCAUUGUUGUGCAUAUAACUGUAAAAACACUGCGAAGAACAAGAGUCUGUCGUUCCACAAAUUUCCGCUAAAAGACCCCACUUUGCUGAAAAAGUGGCUUAAAAAUUUAAGAUGGAAAGACUGGAAGCCUGCACCAAACAGUAAAAUCUGCUCCGUCCACUUUGAAAAUAAGUGUUUUGUUGAAGACGGGAAGAGAACAAGACUUCAUUCAUGGGCUGUGCCCACCAUCUUUUCAUUCCCAAAUCGAUAUCUAGAAAGAAAGGUUAAAAUCAAUCCUAGAAGCAAAAGAGCUUUGGGAAUUGUUGCAGAGUCAAAUUCACCUGAUCAGGCAGCACCUGACGCGACGACAGAAACCUCGCAGAAACCUUACUCAGAAAAACCUGAGCACAGAACUACAGAGAGUUCACAGCCGGACACGUCCGAAAGUAGUUCUAGCCCGACCAGAACAGACCCAAAGCAGCUGAUAGAACCGGAAAAAAGCCCACCGUGGACCAUCCUGGGUGAUGAAACUCUUGACAGAAGCAUGACUUUACCCAGUUUCUUCCACAGUGGAUACUGUCUGCCCAAUAACAUCCGCUGGGCUGGAGACAAUGAAUUGAAUAUUAUGCCGCAUGUGGCUUAUGGAGUUUUAGGACAAACGAAACCCCAUAUCAUUGAGGUUAAAGAGAGGUGGGAAUGGCUUGGGCUGGAUGUUAGAGGCCCGUUCUCUCCGACAGUAGACCAGCACACGCACAUCAUGACCCUGAUUGACUAUCACUCCAAAUGGGUGGAAGCUUUCCCUUUGACUCAGGAUCUCAGUCAGGAUGUGGCCAGGUGCCUCGCUGAAGUCGUCAGUCAGCAGGGAUACCCUCUGGGAAUUCUCUCCCGGCUCCCCAAGCGCAUCCUCAUGGAGGUUAACCGUGAAUUGAAGAAAAACCUGAGGCUGAAUUCAAACGCCUUAGUCAUUCAUCACCGUCAAACUGGUUACAUGGACCUGGUCACCGAGUCGCUUCUUAAUGAGAUGCUGGACGAGCUGGUGAAGAAGCACGGCAGAAUCUGGCACAUCCUCCUCCCUGCUGCCACUCUGCGCCUCUGCUGCACCACUCACCCCACGACCAAAGAGAAAGCCUUCACCCGCAUGUGUGCCAGUGACCCCCCGUUCUCAUCCGCACCCAGAGAGCUGCCUUACAGUGCUACUGAUGUUCGCUUGAGCUCUUUUGUCAUUCCUGCUGCUGACGCCAACAAUCUGGAAACAGGCUCAGAAACUUCGGUGCACUCUCUGAAGGAUCAGAGUUUCUCCCAGCAGAGAAACUAAAUUUUAUUUUCGUUUUUACUUGACCUCAAAAUUUCGCAUUCACUUUGCAGUACUGUAAAAUGUUAAAGGAAUAGUUCACCCAAAAUGUUAUGGAAUUUCUUUUGUUCUGGCGAACAC
This is a messenger RNA of Puntigrus tetrazona (Sumatra barb), 1593 nucleotides long. RefSeq lists its product as uncharacterized. Bases 175 to 1476 code for a protein of 433 amino acids. Gene Ontology annotation, molecular function: sequence-specific DNA binding. The record is from RefSeq and is a predicted model, not a curated record. The transcript has 12 exons. Lineage: Eukaryota; Metazoa; Chordata; Actinopteri; Cypriniformes; Cyprinidae.